This is a messenger RNA of Ananas comosus (pineapple), 2156 nucleotides long. RefSeq lists its product as uncharacterized. Gene Ontology annotation, molecular function: deoxynucleoside kinase activity. The transcript has 5 exons. The record is from RefSeq and is a predicted model, not a curated record. Gene Ontology annotation, cellular component: cytoplasm. Bases 227 to 1933 code for a protein of 568 amino acids. Lineage: Eukaryota; Viridiplantae; Streptophyta; Magnoliopsida; Poales; Bromeliaceae.
AACACCCGCCUCACCCUUUUCCCUCCAUUCCUAAAACCCUAAUAACUCUCGACCUUCGAGCUCCGCGCGCGCGCUCUCUCUCUCUCUCUCUCUCCCUCUCUCUCUAAAACCCUGAUCUCUCUUCUCCUUGGCUCCUCCUCUCUCACACCCCCUCCCCCGCCCCCAAAUUAGAAACCCUAACCUCCAUUCCCCUCCCUCUCAUUCAUGAACACCGCCGCUUCUAGGGAUGCAGAAGCUCUGGUGCGCCGCCGCGGUCCCCGGCCCCGUUCUCUCCACGGCGGGGUGGCUUGAGGUGAGGGCUCUUCGGCUCAAUCCCCUCUCUCGCUUCUCCAUGCGCGCGCUCCACCUUCAGCCGCCGCCCUCCCACGGUGCCGCGGCCGCCGCCGCCGCCGCCGCGAACCGGACCACCACCACGCACUCUAUCUGCUACUGCGGUGGCCUGCGGUCGAAAUGUGCGUGGCCGCCGCUCUUGCGGCGAGAUCAGGCGCCGCCGUUCGGCGCCUGGUCGCACGGCGGCGGCGAGCGGGGUUUUAGGGCGGCCGAGGGGCUGAGGAAUCGGGAGAAGGGUGAGUGUGUUAGUGGGUUUGAUGUGGAGGAGAGAGGAAAAGCGGAGGAGAAGGGAGAGGAGGUUGGGGAAGGGGAGAGGAAAGCCCUAGAAGGGCAUGAGAGAGUGGAGCGGAGGGUGAGGAGUGGGGGUUUCAAUGCUCCGCCUGCGGAGAGUGUUGAGCUCUUGACGAUUCCUGGGGUCGGGCCUCGGAAUCUUCGGAAGCUCAUGGACAAGGGUUAUAGUGGAGUUGCUAAGCUCAAACAGCUUUACAGGGACAAGUUCUUUGGUAAAUCUAGUGAGAAGAUGGUUGAGUUUUUACGUAGCUCAGUUGGAAUCAUCCAUAAGAACCAUGCAGAGAGUAUAACAACUUUUAUCAAAGAGAGUGUGGAUGAAGAGUUAGAAGAGGAGAAUCCCCACUCUGAAAUUAAGUCUACCCAGAAGAAAAGGCUGACUUUCUGUGUUGAGGGAAAUAUUAGUGUAGGGAAAACCACUUUCUUGCAAAGAAUAGCUAACGAGACAUUUGAAUUACGAGAUCUUGUAGAGAUUGUGCCCGAGCCUAUCGCAAAAUGGCAGGAUGUCGGUCCUGAACACUUCAAUAUACUGGAUGCCUUUUAUGCUGAGCCACAAAGGUAUGCGUACACCUUUCAGAACUAUGUGUUCGUGACGAGAGUAAUGCAGGAAAGAGAAUCAGCUGGUGGAAUCAAGCCUCUGAGGCUGAUGGAAAGAAGUGUUUUCAGCGAUCGAAUGGUCUUUGUGCGGGCCGUUCAUGAAGCUAAUUGGAUGAAUGAGAUGGAAAUUAGUAUCUAUGACUCUUGGUUUGAUCCUGUUGUAUCUAGUUUGCCAGGCCUUAUACCUGAUGGAUUCAUAUAUCUUAGGGCUAGCCCUGAUACUUGCCACAAGAGAAUGAUGCUACGCAAGAGAGCUGAAGAAGGUGGUGUGUCCUUAGAUUAUCUAAGGGGCUUGCAUGAAAAACACGAAAGCUGGUUAUUCCCCUUUCAAAGUGGAAACCAUGGUGUGCUUUCAGUCAGUCAGCUACCCAAGCAUAUGGACAGUUCCUUACAUCCUGAUAUAAGAGACCGUGUAUUCUAUUUGGAAGGCAAUCAUUUGCAUUCAAGUAUUCAAAAGGUUCCCGCAUUGGUGCUGGAUUGUGAACCCAACAUAGAUUUCAGCAAGGAUAUUGAAGCUAAGAGGCAGUAUGCUCGCCAAGUUGCAGAAUUCUUUGAGUUUGUAAAGAGAAAGAAUUCAGACUCAUUUGGAGAAACUAGCACCGACAGGAAGAAUACCAACCAACAAGUGGUACUUCCAUAUAACAGUGGUGUUUGGGUUCCCCAAGAUGGGCAUCUACCUGAGGCAGCCCUAAAGUCUCUCCACUUUGUUCGUGUUUGACGAAUCGUGUGUUGUUCACGGAAAGAGAUGAACGGUCCCAACUUAGCAGUUCGGCUAGUUCUAGAUACGCUUCUUUUUGCUUUUGAUGUGAGGUUAAUGUUUUAGCUCAUCCAAAAGCAAGUUUUGUCUUGUUGAAAGUAAAGAUAGCUCCGUAUGCUUGAUAUGCUUCCUGAUGCACUUCUAAAUGCUUGUGUAAAUUAAACUGCAAUUUGCAUUUUCUUUC